This is a messenger RNA of Aspergillus saccharolyticus JOP 1030-1, 1949 nucleotides long. Its product is annotated as MCT family MFS transporter. Gene Ontology annotation, molecular function: transmembrane transporter activity. Bases 381 to 1775 code for a protein of 464 amino acids. Gene Ontology annotation, cellular component: fungal-type vacuole membrane. The transcript has 5 exons. Lineage: Eukaryota; Fungi; Ascomycota; Eurotiomycetes; Eurotiales; Aspergillaceae. The record is from RefSeq and is a predicted model, not a curated record. Gene Ontology annotation, biological process: transmembrane transport.
CUAUCAGGUUGACAUGAUACGUCGGUCACCUUCGUUGCUGUUGCUUUUGAUUUGUCUUUUUGAGAUUCCCACUUCUGUCAUAUGUCGAUCCUUGUUAUGAUGCCAAGUAUCGAAAUUCCAGUUAUAACGACAUUCCUUUGCCGAUCUCUCCUGAUAUUGAGUACCACUGCCAAUGUGCAGCGGGUCUUGUCUUCUCACAUUGGGAAUGUCGGGGAUUUUUCCCGUCGUCAUUGCAUACGUACCAAUGCAAGGGGCAUGUAACAUCAAAAGACACACCCCUCCUUUUCUUUAUUUAUACUAAUCUUGAGGAUGGCCCUUGAUCCGUAUCGAAUGUCGCGCUUCUGGUGCCAGGAAGUUAGGAAUCUCGCGGAAUCGCCGCCAUGCUCCUGAACAACCCCAAGCAACACCAGGCUCCAGAUGCUCAAUUUACCGAUCGGCAGCGUCCUUCGGCUAAAUCGCAAGCCAAGUCCAUAGUCAACCCCGCGGAGAAGAGCCAGCCCGAUUGCUCGCCAGGCUCUCAAUUGGUUCACGACUGCCCUCCGGACGGCGGUGUCGUUGCCUGGUCAGUGGUCCUAGGGGCCUGGUGUGCCAUGUUCUGCAGUUUCGGAUGGAUCAAUAGCAUUGGCACCUUCCAAACCUACUACGAAACCACGCUCCUCCCUCAAUAUCCUCCCAGCACGAUCGCAUGGAUUCCUUCACUGGAAGUGUUCUUCAUGUUCUUCAUGGGUCCUUUAGUCGGCACUCUAAGCGACACCGUCGGUGCCCGCCUCGUCAUCCUCGCAGGCUCGACCCUCCACGUCUUUGGACUCCUCAUGACCUCCCUGUCCACUCAAUACUACCAAAUCCUCCUCUCGCAAGGCAUUUGCAGCGCAAUGGGCAUCUGCGCCAUCUUCCAGCCAUCCAUGAGCGUGAUUCCCAGCUGGUUCCGGCGGCGGCGGGGGGCGGCGUACGGGAUCAUUGCGUCAGGGUCGAGUGUGGGCGGGAUUGUGUUUCCGAUCAUGACACGGAGGUUAGUGGAGAGGGUCGGGUUUGCGUGGGCGAUGCGGGUGGCUGCGUUUCUGAUAUUGGGGCUGUUGGUUGUAACUUGUCUUACUGUUCGAUCGAGGGAGUAUGCAAGUGUUGCGGAUGGGGAGGAGAAAGAGGAACUCAAGAAAAAGCCAGGCAUGACGCGCGAGACGAUGCUCAGGCCCUGGCGCGAGGUUAAGAUGCGGUUCCUCGUGGCGGGAUUUGUGCUGCUCACGUUUGGUAUAUACAUCCCCACCAACUUCGUGGAGACGGCUGCGAUAGCGAGUGGGAUGAGGGAGGGGCUGGCGCAGUACGUGGUGCCAAUAUUGAACGCAGGCAGUCUUAUCGGCCGUAUGGCAGCAGGCUUCCUCUCCGACCGUGUCGGCACGUACAACAUUUUCCUGCUCGUCUGCACGCUCACGGGCAUCCUGAUUCUCGGGCUCUGGAUGCCCGCCACCACCAACGCAGAGAACAUUGUCUUCGCCGUGCUGUAUGGGGUCACCUCCGGCGCGUACUUUUCGCUUCCCCCGGCCCUCGUCGCGAAGCUGGCGCCCCUGCCGGAGAUGGGGUAUUGGACGGGCGUGCUUUACCUUUUCUCGUCGAUUGGAGGCUUGACGACGAACCCUAUCGCUGGGGCGAUCUUGGCUCGGGACCAGGGCUCGUAUACGGGCAUGAAGGUCUUCUCUGGCUUGCUGCUGUUGGCGGGGACGAUGCUGGUGCUGGUGACGAGGGUUCGGCAGACUGGGUGGCAUGUGAGGGCUAAGUUCUAGGCCUUCACAUGGUGGUUUGUACGUGGAAGCGACCAGAGACUCGAACGAGACCCUUGCUGAACAUGGCAGGUCAGGGUUGGAAGUCUUCAACGAUGUAAUGCAGUCAUAUAAUCUCUGAAGAUCUACCGCCAGCUACUUUACGAGGCAAGCUCAAGGAGGUCUUUGACACAGUGA